UAUAUAAACAUGUCAAUAUUAACACUUCAUUAUAAAAUUCUACAUUUACUUAAAGUAAUAAACAAACAAUAACAAUGAAAUUUUCAUAUUCUCUAUCCAAACGAUUUUUUAUCCCUAUGUUGGCCAUACAAUUCCUCAUCAUACAUAGUGCUUCGUCAUUAAACCUUACCAAUGAGUAUCUUAGCCACAAAUGCCUUCUUAAUCAAGGGAAAUAUAACUAUGGAAGUCAGUACGAGGAAAACCUCAAUUGGAUCUUUCGUAGAAUUCGUACAAGUCCUUUUGCUAUUACUGGUUUCUCACACAUAAGUGUUGGAGAAACAGCAACCGAUUUGGUUAUUGUCACUACCCAGUGUCGUGGGGACACUUAUGAGUCUAAAUGCCGUACAUGCAUUGACACAGCAAUUGCAGGGUUUCGUGAGAGAUGUCCGAGUAACAAAGGAGGAAUAAUAUGGUACAAUCAAUGUCUACUCUAUAUUAAUACGAUCAAAGAAAAAAUUCCAAUCAAGAUUAAUUACAAGAAUAUUAUUUCUAUGCGCAACCCAAAUAACGUGAGAGGGGAAGCAAAACUGUUCGCCAUGAGGGUGAUGGAUUUUUUCUCUGAGCUAAUACUUAAAGUCGAGAAAACCAACAAGUAUAGACUCAUAUAUUAUGCUGCGGGGGGAAAAAAGCUCGGUAAAAAUACAAUAUAUGCAAUGGUGCAAUGUUUAGAACUAAGAAUAGAUUGUAAAGUUUGUUUGGCAUGGAGUAUCACAAAGCUUUUCAAGAACGAAGACAUUAAACAAGGAGGGAGAGUUUUGGGUACGGACUGUAAUGUAAGGUACGAGCUAUAUCCUUUUCUUAGGAGUUAA
Messenger RNA from Raphanus sativus (radish), 848 nucleotides. Its product is annotated as putative cysteine-rich repeat secretory protein 35. The transcript has 2 exons. The record is from RefSeq and is a predicted model, not a curated record. The coding region runs from base 75 to 848 and encodes 257 amino acids. NCBI's taxonomy places the organism in Eukaryota, Viridiplantae, Streptophyta, Magnoliopsida, Brassicales, Brassicaceae.